AUGGUGGAGACUACUCAAAAUAACCCGGCAGUGACUGCUAUGUCGGAUGAGCAAAAGAAGUUGCAGAAAGCUAUUUACUUCUUCCGAACUGGAGAUCUCACUACCUGGAACUAUGUCAUCCUUGCCCUGGCCUUCCUUGGGUUGUUCCUGGGCCUGUUUCUUCUGAGCAAAAACAUCUUGAACAACAAAAAGAGGAAGAUGAUCGCCUUGUAUCAGAUGAGGAUGUCUGGGCAGCAGCCAGAAGAAUCAGAUGGUAAGCAGGCUGUGGUGAUUUUGGAGAACGACGAUCCACCAGAAGAGUACAAGGCCCUGAAGAACAAUCCUCAGCCAGGAGACAUCGAAGUACAGUGGAAGGACGGGCAGGUCACAUCGCUCUUCAGACAGUUGCCUGAGGAGGAUGUGUAAAAAUACAUGGACGUAUUUUUUUCGCAGGCCAAUGGAGCCCACCAGGCUGGCAGUUUUGAUUUGCAGA
Messenger RNA from Nanorana parkeri, 472 nucleotides. RefSeq names its product solute carrier family 51 beta subunit (gene SLC51B). The transcript is spliced from 3 exons. The coding region runs from base 1 to 405 and encodes 134 amino acids. Gene Ontology annotation, cellular component: plasma membrane. NCBI's taxonomy places the organism in Eukaryota, Metazoa, Chordata, Amphibia, Anura, Dicroglossidae. Gene Ontology annotation, molecular function: transmembrane transporter activity; protein heterodimerization activity. The record is from RefSeq and is a predicted model, not a curated record. Gene Ontology annotation, biological process: bile acid and bile salt transport.